Messenger RNA from Hypoxylon trugodes, 1620 nucleotides. RefSeq lists its product as uncharacterized. Gene Ontology annotation, molecular function: DNA-binding transcription factor activity, RNA polymerase II-specific; RNA polymerase II cis-regulatory region sequence-specific DNA binding. Lineage: Eukaryota; Fungi; Ascomycota; Sordariomycetes; Xylariales; Hypoxylaceae. The transcript is spliced from 2 exons. Gene Ontology annotation, cellular component: nucleus. Gene Ontology annotation, biological process: regulation of transcription by RNA polymerase II. Bases 1 to 1620 code for a protein of 539 amino acids. The record is from RefSeq and is a predicted model, not a curated record.
AUGACUACGACCGUCGGUUCAGCCUUCGCUCACGACCCUUCAGCUAGCGACGUGUACGACCCGGAUGACGUUUUGCCCCAGAAUAGUCCCUUGAUGAAAGCUUACCGCCCCAAACUUGAACCGUCGCCCUCACCCGAGGCUGUACCUCUUCCAAAAGUCAGUCUUUCUCCUCGUUCCGGUCGAAGCUCUUCUAAUCGUCGACAAAAGAUUCGCCCGAGCCUCGGCGAUGCCGUCUUGAUCCACUAUCUCGACGGUGGAAAGCGCCCGGAUAUAGUAGCCGAGGCAUGGGAGAACCCCAUCCAGCGUUGCAAUAACGACGACGACGACGACGACGCUCAAAGUAAGGGGGACACGGAAGAGACAGUCGAUGGGUCGGGGGACGAGGAGGAUAUUAGGAGCAACGAGAUGUCCCCCGUUCCCGGACUGCGUCAUACCAAACGCGCCGCCGAGGCAUCGAGGCCUAUAGAUCUGCAAGCUCUCGCGACAAAUGCCUUUGGCAUGUUGAAUGCGCAGACAGCGAGAACAGUUGAUGUAGACAGCCCGCAAAGUUCCGAUGACGACUCCAGAAUCCCGCAAAGAGAGGCGCAGGCUCAGGGUAUAAGAAUAGAUAAUUCGCGAGAGGAUGUUACAAUGAAGGAUGCAAACAGGCCUGUUCUUGCUGCACCUCCUAUAUCUCCUUACACUUCACAGGGUCCUCAGGAUAUAUAUUCUCCCCAGAAGUAUACGCCCGGCCAAGUCCUGAUGCAUCCGACGGUUAUGUCGCCUCCUGGUCCUAGUCUAAGUUCUCCUACCAGCCAUGGGGAAUUACCCCCGAUCCAGGAAAGUUCACCGAAAUCUGAUACGACUAACCACGAUCCGCUACCGUCCAUAAGGUCCACGCUGUUAGAUCAGUUAACGGGACAUACAAAGGAGUUACCGAUGCACAACAGGCCGCCUCAGUAUCCCCAUUCUCCCCCAGGAGGUCAACCCCGUAUCAGUGGAAUUCCCGGGAGUCACGCUUCGCCUCCGAUAUCUCCGAAUGAUAUGUAUCGCCAAGGUAUACCCCCUUCUCCAGCCCACACGAUUCCUCCGGCCAUGAGUCCAUCUUAUUACUACUCGAAUAACGGCAAUGCAAACCACCAUCGGCCAGGUGAUUACAGUAGUGGUAGUAAUACGGAUAACACGCCAAGCGUUGAGGCUUCAACACCGGCCACUUCGAUUACGGAACGGAUGAGCAUCGACAAUAUGACAAAUCCGCCAGUUGGGGCGUUCGUUUGCACGGUUUCAGGUUGCAAUGCGCCUCCAUUCCAGACGCAAUAUCUGCUCAAUUCUCAUGCGAAUGUACAUUCCUCUGCGCGUCCGCAUUACUGUUCCGUGAAGGGGUGCCCGCGAAGCGAAGGUGGGAAAGGCUUUAAGCGUAAGAACGAGAUGAUCCGUCAUGGACUUGUCCAUGAUUCGCCUGGGUACGUGUGUCCGUUCUGUCCAGAUCGGGAGCACAAGUACCCAAGGCCGGAUAAUCUACAAAGACAUGUACGGGUUCAUCAUGUCGAUAAAGAUAAGGAUGAUCCGAUGCUUCGCGACGUUCUUUCGCAACGCCCAGAUGGACCUAAUCGAGGGCGAAGACGUCGAGGCGGCCCGUGA